Molecule: messenger RNA, 2841 nt
Organism: Octopus bimaculoides (California two-spot octopus)
Lineage: Eukaryota; Metazoa; Mollusca; Cephalopoda; Octopoda; Octopodidae
Biological process (GO): regulation of transcription by RNA polymerase II; developmental process
Molecular function (GO): DNA-binding transcription factor activity, RNA polymerase II-specific; RNA polymerase II transcription regulatory region sequence-specific DNA binding; protein dimerization activity
Source: RefSeq, a predicted model, not a curated record
CGACACGUGUGACCCUACUCCCGAGCGUAUCCCAACAGCUCCAGGGUCGUUCAGUCACGUGGACGUCCUUCACAUUAUUUACUCUUCCGUUUCUUGGGAGGAAAAAUUCUUUUUCGGAAGGGACACAGCGGUCGAAUACUAGACACCCGGUGUGAAAUAGGAAAUCCAAAAUAUCUGGAACCACAGAAGUAAAAAAAAUGAAGAAGAAGAAGAAGAAGAAGAAGAAGAAGAAGAAGAAGAAGAAGAAGAAGAAGAAGAAGAAGAAGAAGAAAAGGAAGAAAAGGAAGGAAAGAGGUGGGAGAACAAGUGAAUGGAGCAGCAGCACUGAGAUUUCUCUAUAAAUAUCAACGGAUUAGUGAUUCACAAAAUUUAUUGAAGUCGAUCAUACAGCAGACAUUGUCAAUCUCUCCUCGCAUAACUUCUUAAUUCUUUUAGCUAUCAGAUUAAAUUUUUUUCCACAGAUCUCUAUCUAAUGCCAUUUUCUACCCUUGAUAAUUGUUAAUUUCGUAUUUAUUAAAAUUUAAAGCCUUGAGGAAAAAAACAUUAUUCUAGCAGAAAACAAUUUAUUCCAAACAAACUUUAAGUAAUGUUUUUGUUUUUAAAUUAGUUCAGUGAUUAAUUUCAACAACCUUCGCCGCAAAAUUUUCCUUUUAGUAAAUUCUCCGCUGGAAACAUCUGUAAAAGGCUGCAUAUUAAAAGUUUCUUUAUCAGCUGAUCGUUAACUUGAUACCAAAAUGUACUUACAUUGAGAAAAAAGUCAGUAAAGCUAUGACAUCGACUGUCAUGCCACCUUUGGGUGCUGUUUUUACUUCAUUUCAAUUUAGCCGCGAACUUUGGCAAGAAAGUAACUCUAUAGUAGAUGUUUAUGGAUCAGAGUUCGAAUAUGAUGCAAGAAAAUUCUCCUCCGAUAUUCAGUUACCCGAAGAAGAAGCGAGUAGCAGCAGUAGCGGGAAUGUAGGGAUGGACGAUGAAAUCACAGAAAUUCUUUGCAUAGAUACUGGUAGAGAUACUGUUGACAAUGAUGGCUGCAGUUACAGCAACGACCCCCGCCCAUCACAACGGCGGCAGUGGUGCAGACGGCUGCAGCGACAGCAGCGAACUAGUCGAAAGCCUUAUUUCUUUAUAUCACGCAACUAUGUCUGCGACCAGCGACAGAACCCGCGUGCAGACAGAGAUGAAGUGGAUAGAGAGUGUCAGCACAAAACAGAACAGCAAAGCCUCCACCUGCAUCCACACCAACAUGAUGAGAGCGAGAAAUUGGAGGCAUCAGUAUAUUUGCAUGUGGAGCUAAAUCAACCCCAGAGGUACCAGCAACGAGACAACGGCCCUGAAUGUGUUCAUCAAGAUCUUUCACAUUGUUCUUCCCAUAAUGUAAACGGCCUACGACGACAGCGAUACCAACAACAGCAUCAACACCUCCACCAACAAUUGCAGCAUAAUCAAAAACAUCAGCAACAACAACCAUUGCAGCAAGAGAAUACAGACAGAACUGACAAUUGCAACCAUACGGCUUACCAUAGUGAGGUCUGCCAUAACGAAAGUGAUAAUCUUAAUUAUCCUAAAGAAUUAAACCAACAUCAAGAUCUGCAUCAAGAACAACAAAACGAACUUUCUCCAUGGCACUCUCAAUAUUUGGACAGUGAACUCAGUCAGGAUACAAAAAGCACUGAUAUUGUAGAAAAUAUUUUAACAGCCAGUAUCAUUUCGGAUUACACCAGUUUGCUGUUAGAAUCGCCAGAGUGUAGACUGCAACCUUCAAAGCAAAAAUACCUCGUAAAGGCAGUUGAUAAAAAUAAGAAUUCAAAUAAAGAAGCGAAGAAGAAGAAAAAGAAGAAAGAAGAGGAAGUGGAAGGAGGUAAUUUCUUUCUGUCGAAUUCUUACUGUAAUCUAGAGUUAUCACAAAACAGGUUUAGCCCUUGUCCUUCUAACAUAGAAGUGGCGAAAGAGGAACUGCCUACAGAUGAUUAUAUGUACCCAACUACUAACUUCAAAGAAGGAAUAAAAGAGCAAGUGAACUCGUACAGUAACCAAACAAUCUCAAACGAAAACAGCAACCAGGAUUCAACUCACCAAUACCAUUACUAUCUUCAUCAUUGUUCAUCUCGCGAGCACUGCAACCAAGAAUCACCGCUAACGCCAUCUGUUACAUCGUCUAAUCUUUCUGCAUCCUUCCAUCUUCACCCUAACCACCAAUCACAUCUCAAACUAGAUUGUGAGAGAGAGGAACAGGCAGUAGUGAAUGCAACCCAAAGUGGUCACUUCCAUUCUUCUCAUCUGCAAAGCUGCAGCAACAGCCGUACACAUAUGUGUGCAGGGGGUGUUUAUUGUCAAUCAGAAGGGGUAAGUGUUAGCUCUGGAGCAGAAGGACGAGGAGUAAGAGUAGGAGGAAUAGGACUUAGCGGAGUGGGCUGUGCAUCCAUGUCUGAGAUAGGGGGCGGCGUUAGUUGUGAAGAGACGAGCUCUAGAAAGCGCCGUUGCCUCACCCCGAACCCAUAUCAAAUACAGAGGCAUGCAGCUAACAUCAGAGAGAGGAAAAGAAUGUUGAGUAUCAACUCUGCCUUUGAAGAACUCCGUUGUCAUGUUCCGACAUUCCCGUACGAGAAACGGCUUUCCAAGAUUGACACUUUACGUUUGGCUAUUGCUUAUAUUGCCCUGCUCAGGGAAAUUCUUAUGUCAGGGGCCGAUCCCCUUGAAUAUGUUGAAAACUCGCUCCGACAGGGAACUGGCAGCAAGAUGAAAGCUGUAUGGAACACAAGUGCAGGAUCUAUGAAUGUUCAUGAAUUCUGCAUUCAUGAAAUAAAAAGAGACUAUAAAGAUCUCAUCCACGUAGUACAUCGUUAG